Molecule: messenger RNA, 1872 nt
Organism: Thlaspi arvense
Lineage: Eukaryota; Viridiplantae; Streptophyta; Magnoliopsida; Brassicales; Brassicaceae
Source: the annotation of a GenBank genome assembly
AUGGAGUGUGACUGCAUUGAGACUCAAUGGCCUGCUGAUGAGCUACUUGUGAAAUAUCAGUAUAUAUCAGACUUCUUUAUUGCCUUUGCAUACUUCUCUAUUCCCUUGGAGCUCAUUUAUUUUGUUCAAAAGUCAGCAUUCUUCCCAUAUAGAUGGGUACUAAUGCAGUUUGGUGCUUUUAUCGUUCUAUGUGGAGCAACUCACUUCAUAAAUUUGUGGACAUUUACGAUGCACUCUAAAACGGUUGCUGUUGUAAUGACCAUCGCAAAAAUUGCAACUGCUGUAGUCUCAUGCGUAACAGCUUUGAUGCUCGUGCAUAUCAUUCCUGAUCUGCUAAGUGUAAAAACACGGGAACUAUUUUUAAAAAAUAAGGCUGAAGAACUUGACAGGGAGAUGGGCCUUAUCAUGUCUCAAGAAGAAACUGGAAGGCAUGUCCGAAUGCUUACUCAUGAAAUUAGAAGCACACUUGACAGACACACCAUACUGAAAACUACUCUAGUUGAGUUGGGUAGGACUUUAGACCUGGAGGAAUGUGCUCUGUGGAUGCCAUCUCAGGGAGGCUUGAAUCUCCAACUGUCUCACACUCUAAAAAAUCUAAUACCGGUUGGUUCCACUGUGCCAAUCAAUAUUCCCAUAGUAAAUGAUGUCUUCAAUAGUGCGGAAGCAAUACGUAUCCCGUGCACAUGCCCGUUGGCAAGGAUCCGACCCCCUGCAGGACGAUAUGUGCCACCAGAAGUUGUUGCUGUUCGGGUUCCUCUUUUGCAUCUUUCAAAUUUCCACAUAAAUGAUUGGCCUGAUCUCUCCACAAAAAGCUAUGCGGUCAUGGUUUUGAUUCUUCCGAUGGAUGGUAUAAGAAAAUGGCGCGACCAUGAGUUGGAACUUGUGGAAGUUGUUGCUGAUCAGGUAGCUGUUGCUCUUUCUCAUGCUGCAAUCCUAGAAGAGUCUAUGAGAGCACGUGAUCAGCUCAUGGAGCAGAAUGUGGCUCUAGAUUUAGCUCGGCAAGAGGCAGAGAUGGCUAUCCGUGCUCGCAAUGAUUUUCUGGCUGUGAUGAACCAUGAAAUGAGAACACCUAUGCAUGCAAUUAUUUCAUUGUCUUCACUUCUGUUAGAAAGUGAAUUAACCCCUGAACAAAGAGUGAUGAUAGAGACGGUACUCAAGAGUAGUAAUGUGCUAGCAACACUGAUUAACGAUGUACUUGAUCUUUCUAGGCUAGAAGAUGGUAGCCUAGUAUUAGAUACCAGGGUAUUUAGUCUUCAUGAGGUUUUCAGAGAGGUCAUGAAUUGGAUAAAGCCUAUUGCUUCUGUGAAGAAGUUAUCCUUGACACUGAUUUUAACACCUGAUUUGCCUGUCUUUGCUAUUGGUGAUGAGAAACGGCUUACACAAACCAUCUUAAAUAUUGUGGGCAAUGCUAUAAAGUUCACAAAGGAUGGAUAUAUUACAGUCGUGGCCUCUAUUGCAAAACCGGAGUCACUGAGAGACUGGCGAUCUCCUGAAUUUCAUCCCUUGUCAAGUGAUGGACAUUUCUUCUUAAAAGUGGAGGUUAGGGACUCUGGCUGUGGUAUUACAUCCCAAGAGAUGCCACAUAUUUUUACCAAAUUUGCUCAAUCUCGAAGUGGAUCAAAUCGAAAUAACACUGGAGCUGGUCUUGGACUUGCCAUUUGUAGAAGGUUUUUAAGUCUCAUGGGAGGUCAUAUUUGGAUUCAUAGUGAGGGCGUGGACAAGGGUACCAGAGUUACCUUCAUUGCUAAACUUGGAAUCUGCAAUAUCUCGGCAGAAUCAACAAUCCAGCAGCCAGUUGAACCUUCAGGUAGAACAACUAAAGGGAGUGCUGGUCUUGUAGGGCAUAAUAAGCCUUUUCCCAAAGAUGCCCCC